Molecule: messenger RNA, 1515 nt
Organism: Lottia gigantea (owl limpet)
Lineage: Eukaryota; Metazoa; Mollusca; Gastropoda; Lottiidae
Exons: 1
Coding region: 1-1515 (504 amino acids)
Biological process (GO): protein palmitoylation
Cellular component (GO): endoplasmic reticulum
Molecular function (GO): palmitoyltransferase activity
Source: RefSeq, a predicted model, not a curated record
AUGGAAUUACAAAGAUUACCCAAACUGGAAAUUUUUUGGAAUGGCCUUGUCGGCAUUGGCAGCAUUGCAACCGUAUGCUAUCAGGUUUAUUCCGAUUCAAGAAAAUACUUUUCAAGGCUAGACUUUGACAAUUUCAUACCCGGCUGGAACAUUUUACCUUACCAAAAGGAUGUUUCAAAUUUUGAAUGGAAUUUUUGGUUUCGGUACUUCUGGAAAAUAUUACCUUGGUUCUUGCUGUACAGCUCACUGGGAUUGGUGUCGCAAUUGCUGAAGAUACGACGACGCAGAUGUUAUAUUAUGCUAACGGCAUUGUCUCUGUGUUGUUUGACAUAUUUGCUUGGUGUUAAAAUAAUAGCCUUUUACCUGUUACAUUGUUCAAUUGCAUUCGCAUCAUCUUGUACAGGAAAUAAGAUAGUAGUAUGGGGGACAACAUUAUCGCUUUUAUCAACGUUGAAUAUCGAAAUGUUUAAUGCAAAUUUCAUGCGACAUGUUUACAAUGCUUCUGAAGAUAGUGAGGGAAAGAAUUACUAUCUUUUCGUCUUCUGUCUAGCUUUAAUUAAUUUAAGAUACAUAAGUUUUUCUUUGGAAAGAUGCGACUCUCAAACGUCAAAAUCGGGUUUUAUAGACAUGAUAAUAUAUGUGUUUUACUUGCCACUCUUUUUUACUGGUCCUGUUCUGACUUACGAUUUAUUUCUAAAACAAAUUAUUCAAGAUCCACCACCUUGGACAUUUAUUAGAAUUAAACAGAGUCUAUUUAAUUUUGCACGUGUGCUGGUUUGGGUAGCAUUCAACGAAUUUAUCCUCCAUUUCCUGUAUUUUGGUGCCAUUCACCAACGUCUUGAUGUUCUUCAAGAAAUAUCUUUAUGGACACUAGUCGGCCUUGCCUACUGCGAGGGUCAAUUCUUUAUGAAUAAAUACCUUGUGAUAUAUGAAUUACCUGGUCAGCUGGCCAAAUUAGAAGGAAUUGAAGCACCACGAGGACCAAAGUGUAUAUCAUACAUUUACAGAUAUUCAGAUUUGUGGAAAACUUUUGAUAAAGGCUUUUAUAAUUUCUUAAAACGAUACGUAUACAUUCCUGUAGGUGGUUCCAGGAAUGGGUUAUUAAGACAGCUAUUUGGUUCCUUUAUAUGCUUUAUGUUUAUAUUUAUUUGGCACGGUGCUGAGUUUUAUCUCUUUAUGUGGUGUAUUUUAAAUUAUGUAGGCUGUACAGUUGAGUUUUUUGGAGAUUGGUUCGUGAACACAUCGUAUACUCAAAAAUACAUCAAUAAAAUCAGUGUAUAUAAUCGCAAUCGUUUAAAAGGAUUGUUAUCCGUACCCCUUUAUUUAGUUUCAUCAAUGGGAAUCUUUGUAUUUUUCAAUGGCAGUAGUGUUGGUAGAAUAUUUUUCUACCGGUUGCUUGUUAAUAUUACAUGGCCAUCGUUUAUGUUUUUUCUCUAUCUUUUAUAUUGUAAUAUACAAAAUGCCAUUCAAGUACAAUAUUUCAUGGUGCAACGAACAAAAUCCAAAUUCACUUAA